Linnemannia hyalina is the source of this 411-nucleotide messenger RNA. The record is from the annotation of a GenBank genome assembly. NCBI's taxonomy places the organism in Eukaryota, Fungi, Mortierellomycota, Mortierellomycetes, Mortierellales, Mortierellaceae.
AUGGCAAGACCUAGCCGUCUCCCGCAGGACGCCAAUGACCUCCUUCUGUACAAACCCCCCGAGGGAGUAAGCUUGAACACAGAGCCAGGCAUCACUGUUGGAGUGGAAGAUGAGAUUAGCGACACCAGCUCUCUGCGUGGCAUGUUUGCGGAAACGAACACGGUUCAAGUGAUUGUCCGACCCCCAAGCUACAUGCGCGGGCCGCCGGAUGUCGUCCAAUACGAUAGUCGCUCUGGAGACUUUGUCUGGAGAGAAAACACAUUCAAAAACUUUCCUGUCCAUGCUGUACAUGACUUCACGACACUGCGUCAACACCCGGAACUCGGCUUCUUUGACAAGACCGACUUCAUCUUGGCCCUCGAGUCCUUCCCCGAGCCAGCUGGCAACUUUGCCGGAAGCAAGGCGCCGUAG